GGAGCUCAGUCCGCAAGCUCUGUCAACCUUGGCCUUACACAGCUCUUAUUCGCAUAACAUCGUCUUUUCUCACUCUUGUGGUGUACUUUGUACAGUUACUUAAUCAAUAUUCCCUGUCACACUGUUCUUGUUCUCUAUCUUACAGUGAUCUCCUAAGCUCAUCAUGGAGCCCUACGACGACGGAUUUAUUGAGGAGCAGGAAGAACAGGAGGAAGAGCGCACCGAGGAGAAAGUCAUUAAUGAAGAAUACAAAACCUGGAAGAAGAAUGCGCCUUUCUUAUAUGACAUGAUUCUUAGUACGGCAUUAGAAUGGCCUACUCUUACAACACAAUGGCUACCUGACAAGCAAGAGGUUCCCGACAAGCCGUAUUCAACUCAUCGAUUGCUGCUUGGUACACACACCUCAAGUGACGCGCAAAACUAUCUACAGAUUGCUCAUGUGCAACUUCCCAACCCUUCGGCUCCUAACCCGGACGACUACGAUGAGGAGCGUGGGGAAAUUGGUGGCUAUGGCGGUAGCUCUAAAAAGGCCCCGAUGGAAAUUAAGUUCAAUAUUGUUCAAAAGAUUGAUCACAAAGGCGAAGUAAAUAAGGCGCGGUAUCAACCUCAAAACCCCAACGUGAUUGCCACCAUGUGUACAGAUGGAAGGGUGAUGAUUUGGGAUCGCUCGAAACACCCCAGUCUACCUACGGGCACAGUGAACCCUCAAAUGGAGCUUCUAGGUCACACGAAGGAAGGAUUUGGUCUUAGUUGGAGCCCACACACCGCAGGUCACCUCGUCACUGGUAGUGAAGAUAAGACUGUUCGACUCUGGGAUUUAACCACGUACACGAAAGGCAAUAAGGCGUUGAAGCCAACUCGCACAUACACCCAUCAUUCGUCGAUUGUCAACGACGUUCAGUAUCACCCACUUCAUUCUUCUCUCAUUGGCACAGUGUCCGACGAUAUUACCCUUCAAAUCCUUGACAUACGAGAAGCGGAAACAAGCCGUGCGGCAGCUUCUGCGGAAGGCCAACAUCGUGACGCAAUCAACGCAAUUGCGUUCAACCCUGCUGCAGAAACCGUUCUCGCGACAGGUUCAGCUGAUAAAUCCAUUGGCCUCUGGGAUCUGCGUAAUCUCAAGACUAAACUGCACACACUCGAGUGCCAUACCGACUCCGUAACCUCCUUGUCUUGGCACCCAUUCGAGGAAGCUGUCUUGGCGAGUGCAAGCUAUGAUCGUAAAAUUAUGUUCUGGGAUCUUAGCCGGAGUGGCGAGGAGCAAACUCCUGAUGAUGCACAAGAUGGACCCCCUGAGCUCCUCUUCAUGCACGGCGGCCAUACCAACCGUAUCUCCGAUUUCAGCUGGAACCUUAACGAUCCAUGGGUUCUGUGUUCUGCCGCUGAAGACAAUUUGUUACAGGUAUGGAAGGUUGCUGAUGCCAUUGUUGGUAAGGACUUGGAGGAUGUGCCAACUGAGGAAUUGGAGGCCUGAUUAAUUUCAUCUUAAUAUCCAAUAUCUCGAGGGUUUUAUUACCUGAUGCGACAGUAUCCCGGAAUCUUGUACAAGUGCUGCAGAUAGGACGAAGAUAUCAAUGAGAAAGAGUCAUGUGAGCUUGAAGAUCCGCUGUAUUGAUAGUCAUUACCAGAAGAACAGUAUUACAGCCUGACCACACUUCCUGAACACUCGCGUAACCAAUGCAUUUUAUCACCACUGCGGAGUACUGCUUCGCGCGAUAUUACGUCUACACUGGGGAUGCUACUACUUACCAUUUCCGAUAAUGCCCGGUUUCUCCCGCCGCUAUUUCUCUGCGCCCAUAUACGCACCAGAAGAAGGGUCAUCCAUUAAGCAUGAAUGUGGUGUAUGGCCUGAUCGACUUUAGGUACCGCCCGCUAGUUAACUGAGCAGAUUGUUAUGUUGGGUUGCAGGACUAGUGUAACUAUAUGGCGUCCUUACUAAUACUAAGACUU
Messenger RNA from Aspergillus pseudonomiae, 1950 nucleotides. Its product is annotated as WD repeat RBAP46/RBAP48/MSI1 family protein. Gene Ontology annotation, cellular component: Rpd3L complex; cytoplasm; nucleus. Gene Ontology annotation, biological process: regulation of gene expression. Lineage: Eukaryota; Fungi; Ascomycota; Eurotiomycetes; Eurotiales; Aspergillaceae. The transcript has 6 exons. The coding region runs from base 164 to 1474 and encodes 436 amino acids. The record is from RefSeq and is a predicted model, not a curated record. Gene Ontology annotation, molecular function: histone binding.